This is a messenger RNA of Ziziphus jujuba (common jujube), 1711 nucleotides long. RefSeq lists its product as uncharacterized. Gene Ontology annotation, cellular component: endomembrane system. Gene Ontology annotation, biological process: intracellular protein localization. Lineage: Eukaryota; Viridiplantae; Streptophyta; Magnoliopsida; Rosales; Rhamnaceae. The record is from RefSeq and is a predicted model, not a curated record. The transcript has 11 exons. Bases 78 to 1550 code for a protein of 490 amino acids.
UUCUCGAUUCCUUUUGAAGGAGUGCUCGAUUUGUUCUUCUGCCACUUCCAAUCGGCUCGGAGCGAACUGCCCCAACAAUGGUGAAAGCCGUGGUCGGAGAGGAAACGCGGCUGAAAUUGACCGAAGAUCGCCUUGCCAAUUCCUCAAUCCCUGCUCAGGUUGGUCUCGUAAUUGGCAAGCUUAGCUCGACAUUGGACCGGGGUUUUGUGUUCGACUUGAUCCCAACCCCACCCAAUGAUGCCGGAGACCCUGCAUGUUCACUCGUCGAGUCCAACAAGGACGACAAGAAGAAGGGAACCAAGUCCAAGGCUCAGUCCUCCGAUUCUUCCUCUUUGGUCAUAGACAAGGAUUGGGUCGCCGAGCAUGCUCGUCAGGUGUCUAGAAUGUUAUUGGGUGGCAUGAAGGUGGUUGGAAUUUAUAUAUGGGCAAGCGAUAGCGCAUUUAAAAAUUCAACCUUUACGCUUUGCCAGACUAUAAAGGGAGUUGCAGAAGCAGCACCCUUCUUGGAGACUGAUUGGGAUGAAAGAUUGAUUAUUCACAUUUGUUACAGCCCAAGGAGAUGGACAUGUCGAAAUUGCUCCUUGAGUUCAAAUGUUACUUCAAGUAGCUUACGGCUGUGUGACUUUAAAAUGGGAAGGGUCUUAAAUUCUCUUCAAACAUUUAGUUGCCUAUACGACUUUGAUCUUAGAUUGCCUAUACAUCACAAGAGGGGGACAAAUGUCCAAACAUUGACCAAUGUACUACGUCAUGGGAUUUCUGUUCUUGCUAAAGAGCUAAGAGGUGCAAAAGCUAUUGUGGAUGGAAAUUUGGUAGUUAAUGAUGAGCCAUGCACAUCAGAUGGGCUGCAUGAAAUUGAGUUGCUUCUACCCUUCAAGAAAGAUGCUGUGACUGAAGCAUACAGCUUAAGGGAUGUUAUUGGGCUUCUUGCUUUUAGUGGCUCAGUUUGUUCGUAUGCAUACUUAAAUUCAAAAGAACCACUUUCACAAGCUGUUGCUGAUAUAAAGGAAGAUAUUAUCAAAAGUCUCCAAAGUAGAUUAGAUAUCAUAUGUGAUGAGGUAGAUGGAGAUACUGGUCCAGCUGAUGCUGGUGGUGAGGAAGUUAGUGAUGGAAUCUCCACUGAAACACCUAUUUCUCAACUUUCCUUACAGCUGUUAAGAAAAACUUGCAGUCUUUCUCUUCCUCGAAGAGUCUUUGUUCCCUGGUUGGCAGAGACUUUUGUGUGUGACUACCUACAACAAUCUGAGACACUUCAGGUGCUUAAAGAUCAUUUGGUCGAGUUGUUGUCUAUGGAAGCUAUGUUUGAUGUCUCAACAGUCUUGGAACCGGAAGUAGAAGCCCCGCCCGUGAUCACUAAAUCAUUUUGGGAUGUGGCAGUGCCCUUCUGUUCAGCGUCUUGCUCUUCGUCAGAGAAAACUGUACCAGAGUUGUCGAUGGAGAAAAGUAGCGGGAAGGUUAUUAAGUCUACCAAUGUCAACAUCAUACUGGCUGCUUUCUUUCUUGUUCUUUCAAUCUUAGUAGGGUUUUUUCUCAUUGCUGUCAGGGGAUCAUAGUUCAACCAAAGCUUCAAUUAGUAAAACCCAAAAUAUGAAUUCUGUGUAGCGUUUAUAAUGUCAAACCAAAAAUGAUAAAUUUUGUGUAGCUUCUAUAAUGUCAAGGUUGAUGGUGUUCGUGUUUCCUGUUGAAUGUCGAAAUACUCGCUUGCUUGCAUUAA